Rotaria sp. Silwood2 is the source of this 2513-nucleotide messenger RNA. NCBI's taxonomy places the organism in Eukaryota, Metazoa, Rotifera, Eurotatoria, Philodinida, Philodinidae. The record is from the annotation of a GenBank genome assembly.
AUGGAACAAAUAAAACGACAAUUAGACGACACGGUUUAUAAUAAUAAUAAUAAUAACAACAAAAAACAAAAAUUAUUAGUAACAACAAAUAAAUUUCAUUUUGAAAUUUUAGCAAAUGAAAUAAUUUAUGAAAUAUUUGAAUAUCUUGAUGUUUACGAUAUUUAUUAUGGAUUCUAUUAUCUUAAUAAUCGAUUUAAAAACUUAAUUAUUAAUUCACAUCAUCCUUUUCAAGUAAAUAUUUCAACAAUAUCAAAAUCAAAUUUUGAAUUUUAUCAUGAAAAUAUGAUUAAACCAAAUAAACAUCGAAUAAAAAUUCUUCGUUUAUCCAAUGCAUUUACUGUUGAUAUUAUUUUUUCACCACCACGUAUUAUUUGUGAUUUUAUUCAACUUGAAAAAUUAAUUUUUGAUAAUAUCAAUUCAAAAUAUCUUAAUAACAUUCUUAAACAUUUAAUUCAUUUACCAAAAUUACAUUCAUUAAUUCUUUCUAUUGAUUAUAUUCAAAAUCCAAAUAUCAUUUUUAUUCAUAUACUUCGUUUAACAAAAUUAAAAUAUUUUAAAAUAAAAUAUAAUGAAAGCGUAUUACCGAUAGAUUUUGAUGAAUGUAAACAAAGUUCUAUUGAAUAUCUUAUAAUUGAUAGUCCUUUUCGAUAUGAAUCAUUUAAUAAAUUAUUAAUUUGUCUUCCCAAACUUCGUUAUUUAGUAAUUAAUUAUCUUAUUGGAUCGAAUUAUUCUGAGAUAGAUUUUAAUCCAAUUAUAUUAAAAGAUUUAAAAUAUAUCUCGUUUGGAAUUUAUUCGAUUAAUUUCUAUCAAUUUAAAAAGUUAAUAAAAAACUUUUUUAAUUCUAUUGAAAUUUUACAUAUUUCAACAUAUAAUAAUUCAACAUAUUCACAUGCAGAACAAUGGGAAGAAUUAAUUUCAUUUUCAAUGCCAAAUUUACGUAUUUUUGAUAUACAAAAUCAUUAUACUGAAGCAAUAGAUCAAUUCUUGUAUCUUUGUUUAAGUGGUCAAUUUGAAUCAAAGUUUUGGACUGAAAAACAAUGGUUUUUCGAACAUCAACAUGAUUACCACGAAAGUUCAAAUAAUGGAAUUUUUUUUUCAACAAAUCCAUAUCGAAGAAAAGAUCAUACAUUUUAUUGGCAAUUUGAUCACAAUAAUAAUUUACAUUCUCAAAAAACUAAUUUCAAAUCAGUUAAACAUAUUUAUAUUUGUGGUAAACGAGCUAUAAACAAUUCUGUUAUUUAUUUUCCAAAUGUAACUGAAUUAACAAUUAAAAAUUAUAGUAGAACAUAUUAUGGUUCAAUUUUAACAGCUCUUAAUCAAAUUAUUUCUUUAAAACAAUUGAACAAAUUGAUUAUUGAUUGUAAUGAUUUUCCAAUUAAAGAAUUUAUGAAUUUAAUAAAUUCUACACCUAAUUUAUGUACAUUAAAAUGGAAUUUUCAAUCGAUUGAUGAAACAAAAUCAAAAUUAAUUCAACAAAGUGAAAUUUUUCGAUCUAUAUCAAAUACAAAUAAAAUUCAAAAUUUAGAAAUUUUUAAUUGUUGUUCGUUAGAAGAAAUUUAUUUUGUUGUUAAUUUAUUUCCAAAAUUAGAAUAUCUUAAAACUGGAAUAUAUAGAAAAGAAAUCGUUCCAAUUACGCGAUGUAUCUUAUUAAAAAUGCAUCAUUUAUUUUACUUAUGUAUUACAGAUAUGUCGAAAACAUGUUUACAAAAAUUAAAUAUUUUAAUUAAAUCAGAAAAUUUACUCGAUGAUUAUUUUAUUAAAUUUGUUGAUCAUAACUUGUAUUUAUGGUGGUAAAGACUUAAGAGUUAUUUAGGAUGUAUUUUAUUGUUUUAUAUAUAAUUAGUUAUUACUUUUAAAUAAACAAGAGUUAAAGAUUUAUCUUUAACUCAAUUGUCACUAAUGAAGCGUCAGUAUAUUUUUAUAAAAUAAUAUAACAGUUGAGUCUCUAUAGAAAAAAGUCAAUGUAAAAGUUCUUUAUUCUUUUAUAAGAUGUGAAUCAAAUUUGUCUAGAUAGAAUAUGUUUGAUCAUUUUUUGCAAGUAUAAUUUCUAAUUUAUUAGUCAAAAUUGAAUUUUCAACUUAUUUUGUUUUGACAACGUUGUAUUGAUUCGUAGGUUAAUGGAUUAAUAAGAACUGAAUCGAAAGUACAAGUUAAUAUUUCGAAUGGAUGAUGGUACAGAUUUAGGCUUAUCAAAUUAAAAUUUCAGAAAUCAGGAGAUUUUCUAUUUGAAGUUGAAGAAGCAUCUGGUAAUAUUUCUCAGAGAAAAUUCAAAUUGUCUCAUAUAAAUGCUUUUAUCUCUUAUGUAUCAAUUUCAUGAACAAUAAUUUAAUACAACUACAGUAAAACUUCUGUAUAGUGAACACCAACGGGACCCUCCAAAAAGUGUUCACUAAAGGAGGUGUUCAUUAUAUGGCGGUUUUUCAUCGACUGCACUCUUGCGUGUAUGCAAUGCAUAGCUAGUAUGCACGACUCAUGACUACGCACAUCUUAUCAGCAGCGAGCCAACCAAGAAC